Messenger RNA from Panonychus citri (citrus red mite), 1281 nucleotides. RefSeq names its product guanine nucleotide exchange factor MSS4 homolog (gene strat). Gene Ontology annotation, cellular component: membrane; cytosol. Gene Ontology annotation, biological process: small GTPase-mediated signal transduction; post-Golgi vesicle-mediated transport. Lineage: Eukaryota; Metazoa; Arthropoda; Arachnida; Trombidiformes; Tetranychidae. Gene Ontology annotation, molecular function: zinc ion binding; guanyl-nucleotide exchange factor activity. The transcript has 2 exons. The record is from RefSeq and is a predicted model, not a curated record. Bases 111 to 506 code for a protein of 131 amino acids.
GUUUACAUUUCAUUUCUACCUGUUGUUGUUAAUUGUCUCGUUGAUUUGAUUGUAUUUUUUUGUUACAUUUCCAAUAAUUAUCCUUUUUUAAUAAACUUUUCUCUAACAAGAUGGACUCUCAAGUGAUCCCAACUGAAUUAGUUGAAGGGAAUGACAAUAAAUGUGAAGAUAAUGUUGACAACAAAUUAAAUGAAUUUAAAAUUGUCUGUAAAAAAUGUUCCUGUGUAAUCCUGAGACCCAAUCAAGGUAAAUUUAUAACUCGAAAGAUUGAACUUCCCAUGGUUUCAACUACCAAAGGCGAGGAGAGUGUCCGAGAAACAUUGGAUGACCACUUGGAGGUUGAUGAUAUUUUCACCUAUGAAAACAUGGGCUUUAGUAAUACGGUUGAGGGAUUUAAGUAUUUGGUCUGUGCCGAAUGUGAAUAUGGCCCUUUAGGCCUGAUGAACAGCAACGAGAAAAAGUCUUACCUUUCACUGGAUCGAAUUGAACAAUUGAAAGAUAGUUAAUCAACUAAUCAAUUCUAAAUUGAGAUGAUCUUUUCUCUUUAUCCCUUGGCUCUUUUCAAUCUCCUUUCCAUCUUCUCUAACAUUUCAAUCAAUCUCAACUCGUUGGUGGUGCCGAUGAUCAUUUAGCUGGUCUAUUGAUCUUUACUACGAUUUAAAUAGUUUAAUGGACAAUUAAACUCUCCUCUUCCUCUUCUAAUCAGUUUAUUUGAAAGAAAACUAUUGACCACUGACCAUUUGUCUAUUGUUUCCAUUCCUCACCUGAACAUCAACUGGUCAACAUUUCUAAACAAAAAUGUCAACAAUUUACUUUCUCAAUUCAAUAUUUCUUAUUCUGUUUGCUAAUCUAUUGAUUCUUAAAUUGUGCUCAGCCCAAUCAGCUGAUAAUACACCUCAUGUUUACGAUAGUUCAGAGUUGACAGAACAAAAUGUUGAUUCUAAUCGUUCAUUAACAACCUUAAUUGUCGACAAGUUAAUCGAUAUACUUUUUCGGAUCAAUUGGCCUGCUCUUUUUGUUAAAUUGCUGAAAACUUUGGUUAGUUUUAUGAUCGAUGUUGCCGCUGGUGCGUUUUUUGGUCGAAGUUCAUUAACAUCACCAUUAACUUCAUUCUAAUCUCUUGGUGACAAACAAACAAAUGACAAUCUUUCAAUUUGGUUUCGGACAAAACAAUCAAUUUUUACAACGAUCAAAUUUUCAAUCAUAAUCAUUAACUUAUCCUUUUUGUAUCUGUGUUAUUUUUUAAUUGAUUUUCUUAUUAAAAGUAAUUGAUUAAAACUA